CCACCUCGGAACUCAUGAGAAUCCAUUCGGGGUCGCUGCCCCAGCGGGCACGCCUACAUGUUCCUCGAAUCCCGACUCUCUCCCACCAAACCGUAUGCGGCGUCCACAACUAUGCGCGGACGGCCGCGGUGCUGCGGGCGAACUCCGCGCUGACCACCGGACCUCGUCCAACGCUGAACCGAACGACAAUUCAAUCCAUGACCGAGCAGAAGAGGUGGAUCAGUCAACGGUACUUGCAACGGCUCGAAGAAGCCCGACAGGAAUGGGCCCAUUUCUCCCGGCAGAUCAAGGAAGGGAAACGGAAGAAUUUCGCACAGCAUCUUGAAGACAGAGGACUGUUGCACGAUGUCGUCGGGGAACGGGAGCUUCUGCACCGCGUGUUCACCGAGAAAAGGGCUGGUAUGUAUGCCGGCGUCGAUCCUACCGCUCCUUCUCUUCAUGUUGGACAUAUGUUGCCGUUUAUGGUUCUGGCAUGGGGUUAUGUCUGGGGUUUGCCUGUACACUUCAUCCUUGGCGGUUCAACAAGCCGCAUCGGUGAUCCUACUGGGCGACUAGCGGGCCGAGAACAGGUCAAGGCAUCGGUUCGAAAGGCAAACAUGGCGUCGAUGCACAUUCAGCUAAAGAGGCUCGGCAAGAGCAUUGAGGCUUACGGCCGAAGACAUGGUUACGAGAAGGAAUGGUCCUGGAGGCGGAGUAUCACCAACAAUAAUACGUGGUGGACUAGUGUCACUUUCAUGGAGCUCGUACGAGAUCUGGGCUCCUACAUGCGGCUGGGCCCCAUGCUUGGAAGGGAUACCGUCAAGAACCGGUUGGAGAAAGGAGACGGAAUGUCGGUUGCCGAAUUCAUGUAUCCUCUGAUGCAGGCAUGGGACUGGUGGUAUCUGUUCCGGAGGGGCGUGCAGGUCCAAGUUGGAGGCGCCGAUCAGUACGGAAACAUUCUGUUCGGCAUGGAAGCCGUCAAGACGGCUAGCAGAAACACCGCCAACGAGCAGGAGCGCAAUUUGUUGGAGGAUGAAAUCGACAGGCCUAUCGGGAUGACAACGCCCCUGCUCACGACUUCUUCAGGGGAGAAGUUUGGCAAGUCGGCUGGCAAUGCGAUCUGGCUUGACAAGGAGAUGACAUCCACCUUUGAGCUAUACCAGUUCUUUGUCCGUACUCCCGACGACGUUGUGGAGAAAUACCUCAAGAUGUUCACUUUCUUGCCCUUGCCGGAAAUCGAGAAGAUCAUGGCGGAGCAGGUUUUGGACCCGUCCAAGCGCGUGGCCCAGCAUGCUUUGGCCGCAGAAUUCGUGGAACUCAUUCACGGCAAACAGGAAGCGGACGCAGUCGCCCUCCAACACCGCCAACUCUUCCGCCCAAGAUCCUCCACCGCUGAACCCACUCCUCUCCCUGGCCAGCCCAAGCCCCAUCCCAUCCCUCAGUCGCCGUACGCAAAGGAUGCCAACAUGGCGUCCGGCAACAUCUACGCCCCUCAAACGAAUUUCAGCAACAUGCCCGCCCACCGAAUUGAGCUCCCUAGAUCUCUAGUCGAGAAUCAACCUUUACACAAACUUCUCUGGAGUUCAGGUCUGGUGAAUUCCAAGAGCGAGGGACACCGUCUCGCUGCGAACGGUGGGGCGUAUGUUGGAAGCCGCCCCGGCGCAAGCGGGCCCAUGUCCGACAGCCUGGAAUACACGCCCAUCAGGAUCUGGCUUCCGGAGAGGACGAAAGAGUUUGUCGUUGACGGAGAGCUUCUGUUCCUUAGGGUAGGCAAGUGGAAGUUCAAGAUCAUCCAGAUCAUCAGCGAUGAAGAAUUCGCCAAGAAGGGACUGACCUGCCCGGGAUGGGAGCCCGAGAGCGCGGAGUCCAAGCCCUGAGCUGAGAGCUAGGGAUAGUCAUUCGCCUCUCAGUGUAUAACAGAGACCUGUACAUAUAUCGCAUACC
Messenger RNA from Aspergillus aculeatus ATCC 16872, 1923 nucleotides. RefSeq names its product tyrosine--tRNA ligase MSY1. Gene Ontology annotation, cellular component: cytosol; mitochondrion. The record is from RefSeq and is a predicted model, not a curated record. Lineage: Eukaryota; Fungi; Ascomycota; Eurotiomycetes; Eurotiales; Aspergillaceae. The transcript is spliced from 5 exons. Gene Ontology annotation, biological process: tyrosyl-tRNA aminoacylation. Bases 15 to 1856 code for a protein of 613 amino acids. Gene Ontology annotation, molecular function: tyrosine-tRNA ligase activity; ATP binding; RNA binding.